This is a messenger RNA of Exophiala spinifera, 2313 nucleotides long. RefSeq lists its product as uncharacterized. Lineage: Eukaryota; Fungi; Ascomycota; Eurotiomycetes; Chaetothyriales; Herpotrichiellaceae. Gene Ontology annotation, molecular function: UDP-glycosyltransferase activity; hexosyltransferase activity. The record is from RefSeq and is a predicted model, not a curated record. Bases 1 to 2313 code for a protein of 770 amino acids. The transcript has 4 exons. Gene Ontology annotation, biological process: carbohydrate metabolic process.
AUGGAUUCAAAACCCAAGCCCACAGCCCAAGAUACAGAUGCUGAGGUACGACCCAGUGGCCCCAGACGUGUCUCUACCUAUGAUGCCACUACGGGAACUCUUGAUCAUGAACACAACGGUCUGAGCACGCAGACAGUAGUACUAGACGAUGGACGCGUUGAUAUCAACAUCACCCAGGAGAGCUCGAAACUCGCCGAACAGCUCAACCAGAUCAAUUUGAACUUGACCGAGAUACAUGAAGAACCAAACAAACCACCGCCUCCUCCGUUCGUGGACGAUCAUGGCGUACCGUUCAAUCCGCCACCGCCGCUCAACGUGGUGAUUCAGGUCGUCGGCUCCAGAGGCGACGUCCAACCCUUCAUCGCACUCGGACAAGUGCUAAAGAACCAGUACGGUCAUCGCAUCCGAUUAGCAACCCACGGGACCUUCAAGAAGUUUGUCGAGGAAAACGGUCUGGAGUUUUUCGACAUUGGCGGCGAUCCUGCAGAACUCAUGGCCUUCAUGGUCAAAAAUCCUGGCCUGAUUCCAGGCGUCAAGUCUCUCCGAGAAGGCGACGUUGGCAAACGUCGAAAAACCAUGGCCCAGAUUCUCGAGGGGUGUUGGAAGUCAUGCGCCGAUAGCGACGAGGUCAAUGAUUCCCAAGGCAGCAAGAGCGGUGGUGCACGAAGAAAGCCGUUUAUCGCAAACGCUAUUAUCGCCAACCCGCCUAGCUUCGCCCAUAUCCAUUGCGCACAGAAGCUGGGAAUACCUCUACAUAUGAUGUUUACGAUGCCAUGGUCACCAACUCGCGAGUUUCCACAGCCCAUAGCAAACAUCCGCACGUCCAACCACUCGACCCGAGGCGCCGCAAACGAAAUGAGCUACACUCUCGUCGACAUGAUGACCUGGGAAGGGCUGGGCGACAUCACCAACCGCUUCAGAAGAGAUACCCUCGGCCUAGGCGUGCUUGCUCAAGCAGCAGCAGUAGACAUGUUGUACAGGCUUCGAAUACCAUACACGUAUUGUUGGUCUCCAGCACUCAUCCCAAAACCCAAGGACUGGGGCCCGCACAUCACAAUCUCGGGCUUCUUCUUCCUCUCCAUGGCGUCCAAUUACCACCCGGACCCGGACCUUGCAGAGUUCCUUGCCGCAGGACCGCCACCGGUCUACAUUGGUUUCGGUUCCAUUGUGGUCCGCGACCCCAACGCAAUGACCAAACUCAUAUUUGAGGCUGUGAGAAAGACUGGACAACGCGCGCUUGUGUCCAAAGGUUGGGGCGGCCUAGGUGGUUAUGACCUCGGCAAGCCCGAGGGAGUGUUCAUGCUGGGCAAUUGCCCACAUGACUGGUUAUUCCAGCGUGUGUCCUGCGUGGUCCAUCACGGCGGCGCCGGCACCACUGCUGCAGGCAUAGCACUUGGUCGCCCGACCGUCAUUGUCCCGUUCUUCGGUGACCAGCCAUUCUGGGGUUCAAUGGUUGCUCGAGCUGGGGCAGGCCCCAAACCCAUUCCUGCCAAAGAGCUCACCGCCGACCGCCUUGCCGAUGCUAUCUUGGAAGCGCUCAAGCCCGAGACACUCGAACGGGCCCGGGAACUUGGCGACCGGAUCAAGGAGGAGAAAGGUUGCGAAGUGGGAGCGGCAAGCUUUCAUGAACAAAUGGACGUCGACAGCCUUCGAUGUAGUUUGGCACCGCAGCGACCUGCGGUAUGGUCCAUCAAGAGCAACCUCCCGACGAGCCGCGGGAUCAGGCUCAGCGCAUUCGCAGCUACUGUGCUUAGCAACGAGGGCCUUUUGGACAUCAACGAGCUUCGCCUGUACCGACCGUGCGAGUACCCCAUCGAAGCUGGCCAAUUUACUUUCGACCGCGGACCGAACCCUGUUCUGAGUCACGUCGGAUCCGUCGCAUAUACAGCCUUGCACUUGCCGAUCAACAUCGCAAAAGCUUGGAGUGGAGUCGUGUACCAGCCCUACAAGGGUGCCAGAGCGGGCGGGUGGAAAGGAUUCAGCAAAGGCAUCCUUAAAGGCCUAGAAGGGUUCUUCAUACCGCCGAGAGCGAUUACCGUAAACGGCAGAAAAUUCGGCCUUCGAGCCGUGUAUGACACGUUGAAGAAGCAAUACGGCGACGACACACUGAGUUUCAUCCUCGCGGCACACUUUGCCGAGGGCUACGAAGACGCAAAAGCCUCGAGUGAAGAAGAGCGGAACGACGUGCUAACGCGGUGGCAUGGGUUGCAGUCGCAACUGCAGAUGAUGCCGACUCAGUCUAGACGGGCGGCGCCACCAGACGUCGCAGCAGCGUUGACGGGAACCGUGCCAUCGUCGAAAGAACAUAGCUGA